Molecule: messenger RNA, 1629 nt
Organism: Tigriopus californicus
Lineage: Eukaryota; Metazoa; Arthropoda; Copepoda; Harpacticoida; Harpacticidae
Exons: 2
Coding region: 494-1261 (255 amino acids)
Source: RefSeq, a predicted model, not a curated record
GCUGAACUUGGAUCCAACUUUUGAUGAUUGGAUAGGAGGAAAGGUCAAGGGAUACAGAAUUUUUGCUUUCUCCGCUUUCCUGGACAUUCGGAACUCAUCCGCCCCAUUUAUUCGUGUUCUGGGGGCGGCACCCACCAACUAUGCGCCUUUUGUUUCGGAUAUCCUUUGCGAUGUGUUCCAAGAGGACGGACAGCUUUUGAAAACGGUGCGAAGUGAAAUUAGAAUCCAAUUACCCUUCAAUGGAGCGUCCCAUUGCUCUUUUUUCUUUGAGUGCCAUCUCUCAUCAAUAUCUGUAUCCGUUUGGCCUACGGCCCAUUGGGUUCGCUUGAAGAGUUCACGUCCUCUAGAUCAAAAUAAUACCUCCUUGCCUAAACUGAGGAUACAUCGGUUGGCCGUACCAAAUCCAGCUGAUACAGAUGGAAAAUUUGUCGCAUGUAUUAAGCCAUUUUUUUGGCGUUGGAACUCUCCUUUUGCUUUGGUUGAGUUCAUAGAGAUGUACAAAAUCUUGGGGGUAUCCCACUUUGUGUUUUACGAGACCUCUGUAGGAACCGAGGCUCGGAGGGUUCUCAAAUAUUAUGAAACCAAAGGAUUGAUCACGCUAUUUCGGUGGACUCUUCCAUACGGCCGGAAUGAUAUCCUACACAAUGCUCACCACACCUGUAUCAAUGACUGCAAGAUGAGAGUCAUCAACCGUUUUGAGUUUUUGGUGACAGUGGACGUGGAUGAGUUCCUUCUGCCAACAAAUGGCAUGACUACUCUUUAUGCUCUGAUUCAAGAAAUUCAUAAAAAAGAGGAAGCAAACAAUCGGAACCCCUCAUUCAUUGGCGCAUACACAUUCCUCAACAAAUUUUUCUUCAAGGAGUUCGGCAAAGUCAUAAUGGACGAUGGAGAACCUGGCAAAGCUGGAAAGAUUGAGGAUAAGUUAAGGAACAGUCUGAGCACACAAGCGUACGUGAAGAGGUCACCAUCUUUCUAUCCAUAUCGGAGGAGGUCGAAAUACAUAGCCCGUCCAAAUGCAACAGACUUUUUGACGGUGCACCACACAGCCAAUUUCUCCAAAGGAUACAUAGACUAUGUUGUUCCAUCGCAUCUGGGCCUGUCUCAACAUUACCGACAUUGUGAUUGGGAUAAAGCCAAAACUUGCCUUGGUGAGGAGCCACUAAUUGACACUAAUGCGUGGACAUGGGCAUCUGUGUUAGUGCCGGCCGUGAAAGAGGCAUGCAUGCUUCUAGAUUUAAAUAACAUAAAUGUGUGCCCCUAGAUUUAAAGUAAUGAAUAGAUGGUACUGAAUUUUAGCCAGAAAAUAAAGAGUGGGCGUCAUCGGGGGUGUGCUUUCAAUCAAGCAUUAACUCUUUGUUAUCAUCUAGUAACUAAUAUUCAAUUGCCAUUUACUUUACUCUUGCUCCCUCCAUCACACUCACCAGAGUUGCAUUUCCCUUAAUAUAAAUAUCUCGACUCACGAACACUAAAUAUAUAGACACCAUCUGUUAAUUAAACAUGUCUCUGUAGCGACGACUGUUUCCCGCCUUUAUUCAUGAAAAGUGCUGCGUGUUUUCGGACGAGCAAGGGGUUGCUUGCUCCCCAUGAGACCUGAUAUCAGGUGGCUGUAUUGUUUAAAAGGUUCACUAA